AUGCAAACUGGGCUUGAGGUUUGCGCUUCAAUGCAUCCCGUACUCUUAAGACACCCCCCUGCUGCUGAUGCAGCUCAGGGAAGCUUCAACUCUGGUUUUGGCUGCCGAAGGGACACAGCAGCAGCAGCAGCAGCAGCAGAAGCCGCAGCAGCAACAGAAGCAGCAGCAGCAGCAAAUUCAACAACAGAUGCUGCAGAAGCAGGACUACCGCCACCACCAGCAGCAGGAACAGCACAAGAAGCAAUCGCAAAGCUAGCAGCAGCUCUAACAGCAGCAAAACCUACACCCUCCCAAGCCCCAGGAGCAGCAGCAGCAGCAACAGCAGCAGCAGCAACAACAGCAGCAGCAGCGUCAUCUUCUGCUGCUAAAGAGGCGGCAAAGGCGGUGGCAUCGCUGCUGCAGCAGAGACGCAGCGAAAGCAACUACACUUCUUCCAGUGUACACACCUGCAGCAGCAGCAGCAGCAGCAGCAGCAGCAACAGCAGCAGCAGCAAUAGCAGCAGCAAUAGCAGCAACAGCAGCAGCAACAGCAGCAGCGGCAAUGGUCCACCGACAGUCCCAACAUCAUCUUCACCGCAGCAGCAGCGUGAUGCAGCAGCAGCAGCGGCAGCAGGAGGAGCAGUAGCAUCACCAGCAGCAGCAGCAGCAGCAGCAGCAGCAGCAGAAGAUGCUGACCCACUAGGCGAAGAAGCAGCAGCAGCAACACGCAAAGAAGGACCCCUUGUUGUUAUUGUCACAGGCAUGGCGGGCAGCGGCAAAUCCACGUUGGUGAAGGCAAUGAACGACAGCAGCAGCAGCAGCAGCAGCAGCAGCAGCAGCAGCAGCAGCAGCAGUAGCAGCAGCAGUGGAGAGGGAAGGGGAAGUGGUGGGGAGAACAGCAGCAGCAGCAGCAACAGCAGCAACAACAGCAACAACAGCAACAACGUCAACAACAACAGCAGCAGCAGCAGCAACAGCAAGGACAUCAACAGCAGCAGCAGCAGCAACAGCAGCAGCAACAGCAGCAGCACGAAGCCUGAUGUUGUGUUUAUAGAUACCCCUGGACAAAUAGAGGAAGCGCUUUUAAAAGAUGAAAGGUAUUUAGGAAGUCUAGGUCGGUCUACUGCGUUGGCUUUGUGUGAAUUCUAUGAAAAAAUACAAACAAUGUCUGUUUCUGCGGUGUCUAUGCAGGGUCUGGAUAGGUUGUGGGGUUGUUUAAAGAAGCUGCGACGAGAAUACGAAGACAACUUCAUCCCCUAUUUGCUGCAGCAGCGCGAGAAGGCUAAGAAGAAGAAGCUGCAGAAGCAGCAGCAGCAGCUCUCGCGCUUCCUUGCAGACAGCCGCAGCAGCAAAAACAACAGCAGCAGCAAAAGCAACAGCAGCAGCAGCAGCAGCAGCAGCAGUAGAGGCCGUGAUGUAGAGAAGAGACUCCCUGGGGGAGACGAAAGUUCGAGUAAAAACCUUUAG
This is a messenger RNA of Eimeria acervulina, 1446 nucleotides long. RefSeq names its product XPA-binding protein, putative. The record is from RefSeq and is a predicted model, not a curated record. The transcript is spliced from 5 exons. Bases 1 to 1446 code for a protein of 481 amino acids. Lineage: Eukaryota; Apicomplexa; Conoidasida; Eucoccidiorida; Eimeriidae.